AUGUGCACCAGGUGCGCCGUGCGGCGGUGCGAGUUUGCUGGCUGUGCGGCGCACGCGUCCCCGCCGGUGCAGUGCCUCCGCGGCCACCCGGCGUCGCUGGGAGGAGAGGAGCUGGCGCUGCCGCUUCCGAACCCGCCCUUCACGCCAAAGGCGGCGCUGGGCUGCAGCGCUGGAGCGGCUGCGGAGUCAGCCGAUGCGACUGGAGCUGCGGGGCAGGUGUACUGCCGCUUCCUGUACCGGCUCCUCGAGGUGCCGCUUCCCAAGCACGGCGAGGUUUCUCUGCCGAAGGGCGGCUGCGUGUACGACUUUGUGUGCGCGCCGGCGGCGCUCCUCGACACGCUGGCGCACGAGCCGCUUCUCGUGGAGCUGUGGCACACGGACAAGCACACGGACAAGUACGCAGCCGACAGCCUCCUCGGCAUCGCCACAGUCGACCUGGCGGAGCUCAUCGGCGAGUGGGAGGCGAAGGAGGCGGAGCGCGAGAGAGCAAGCGCCAGGCAGCGGCGCGGCCUAGCGGCGGCGGAGGCGGAGCUGCGCGGCAAGGUGGCAGAGCUGGAGCGGGAGCAGCGGCGGAUGAGGGGUGUCGAGGCGGCGCUGACUGCCAAGGUCGCGGCCGCGGAGCAAAAGGCGGCGCACGAGGCGGCGCUGCGGCAAGCGACGCACCAGGGCGAGCUGGCGGCGGCUCAGGCGGCGCUCGGCCAGGCGAGCGGCAAGGUUGCGAUGCUGGAGGAGCGGUUGGCGGCGGCCGAGGCGCGGGAGGUGACGCUGCACGAGGCCCGCGCGAAGCUCGACGGCGCCGUCUCUGCCGCCGAGCAGCGCAAGCAGCAGGCGCUCGCGGCGCACCGCGACCUGCAGAGGCUCGAGGCGGAGGUGCGCGAGUCGGAGUCGAAGUAG
This is a messenger RNA of Emiliania huxleyi CCMP1516, 894 nucleotides long. RefSeq lists its product as hypothetical. Bases 1 to 894 code for a protein of 297 amino acids. Gene Ontology annotation, biological process: centrosome cycle; interkinetic nuclear migration; positive regulation of centriole elongation. The record is from RefSeq and is a predicted model, not a curated record. NCBI's taxonomy places the organism in Eukaryota, Haptophyta, Isochrysidales, Noelaerhabdaceae. Gene Ontology annotation, cellular component: centriole; centrosome. The transcript is spliced from 8 exons.